Messenger RNA from Physeter macrocephalus (sperm whale), 2361 nucleotides. Its product is annotated as coiled-coil domain-containing protein 136-like. Bases 152 to 2122 code for a protein of 656 amino acids. NCBI's taxonomy places the organism in Eukaryota, Metazoa, Chordata, Mammalia, Artiodactyla, Physeteridae. The record is from RefSeq and is a predicted model, not a curated record. Gene Ontology annotation, biological process: single fertilization; acrosome assembly. Gene Ontology annotation, cellular component: acrosomal membrane. The transcript has 8 exons.
GGGAUUGGUCCAUCCCACGUAGUCCCCACUGGGAUGAAAUUGGAACUGGAAAGGACAGGACCCUUUAGUCCCUGCCUGAGAGGAGAGAGUGCAGCCACAGGGGCUUCUGGGAUGAUGGCGGGGUCUGCCUCCCCUGCCCCAGAAUGCAGAGAUGCACACCCAGCUUCAGGAGAUGAAGCGGCUGUACCAGACCAGCAAGGAUGCGCUGGAGCGGCAAAAGCACGUGUAUGAUCAGCUCGAGCAGGACUUCUUGCUCUGCCAGCAGGAGCUGCAGCAGCUCAAGACCACCCAUUCCAUCCCGGAGGACAGGGGAAAGUGUGCUGAUAAGUGUGACGCACUGCUCUUCAGACUGACAGAAUUGCAGGAGAGGUACAAGGCCAGCCAGAAGGAGAUGGCGCAGCUGCAAAUGGAACAGUGCGAGCUCCUGGAGAGGCAGAGGAGGAUGCAGGAGGAGCAGGGCCAGCUGCAUGAAGAGCUGCACAGGCUCACGUUCCCGCUCCCCAGAUCUGGUCUCCUCCACAAGAGUCAGGAGCUCCUUGCAAAGUUACAAGACCUGUGUGAACUACAGAUGCUCUGCCAAGGCAUGCAGGAGGAGCAGAAAAAACUGAUACAGGAUCAAGAAAGUGUAUUAAAAGAACAAUUAGAACUGCACGGAGUGCUGCAACGUUUCAAGGAGUCUGAUUUCCGGGAAGUGUUGGAGAAUCCGAAGGAUUCCAAAUGGCCUAAGUCCUCAAAAUGUGGUCAUAACAAGUCCAAGAUGAUCAUCGCCCAGAUGCAGGCUCUGCAGGAGCUGUACGGGGCCGGUCAGACUGAGCAGCAGCUGCUGCAGCGGGAGCAGGAGCGGCUUCUAGAGGAGCGGAAGAGGCUGCGGGCCGACUUGCAGCUCUGCCUGGAAGAGAUGCAGAUGCUCCAAGUCCAGUCCCCUUCUGUAAAAAUGAGCCUUGAGUCCUACAAGAAAAGUUUGGGGAGCACGACCACCAGCAACGAGAACUGUCGCAGAAGUUGUAACGUCGAUGACAACGGGAGCUAUCACAAGAGUUACAACAGCAGCCAGGCCAGCGAAGAGAGCCCCCUCAAGAGCUGUGACAGUAGCACUGGUACCAGGGAGUCCUAUGGGAGGAGUUACGGCACCAGCAGUAGCUCUGACGCUUGUCACAAGAGUUACGUCAGCAGCAGCAUGGACGACGAACUUGCCGACCCAGAAGACAUGGAGCGCUUUGAGGACACGGUUGCCAAGGUGUUGAUCAAGCAGCAGGGAGUGCAGGCCAUGUACCAGCUCAGCCAGGAGGAGCACGACCUGCUGCAGCAGCAGAUGAGAAACCUGCUAGACAAGCAGAAAGGGCUGAAGGAAGAGCUGGAUGCCUGCAAGAAGGAAUUCAAGGAGUACGUGGAAUGCCUGGAGAAGACCGUUGCCUCCCAAAAUGAGGAGCACGAGAUCAAAGAACUGCAGGCCAAGCUGCGGGAGCUGCAGCUACAGUACCAGGCUAGCGUGGAUGAGCAGGGGCGGCUCCUGGCUGUGCAGGAGCAGUUGGAGGGGCAGCUGCAGUGCUGCCAGGAAGAGCUUCACCAGCUCAAAGAGAAGAGGUCCUCUGUUACCAAAGAAACCAAGGGAACGAAUGGCAAUAAGAACAUGAACAAGAAUGCCAAUGGGGUUAAAAGUAAAAAGGUGGCCAAGCCAAGCCUGGAGAGUUCUGAGGUCAGCUUUGAGACCAGAAAGAGUCUGGAGGUGGUGCUGUACUACAAGGCCAGCCACAUGGCCUUGGACGAUCAAAGGAAAGAGGAAAUAGAAGAGGAAACGAAGGAGGCAAUUGAGGACGAAACAAAGGAGUCCUGGGAUGAACUAGUUUCUGAGCCAUCAGGUCCUAGAGAGGUUAAAUUCAAAGAAGAUCAGGAGGAGAGAUAUGAAGAGUUCCACAGCCAGGAGGGUAAGGAAGAAGAAGACGACCAAGAGGAGGAGGCAGAUGAAGCUUCAGAGGAAAGCAAACCCCUCAAGCUUUCUGAGAGCAAAAAGAACAUGUUUGGGAUGUGGAAGCCUAUGGUGUUCUUGGCUCUUGCAGCUGUGGCUCUGUAUGUGUUACCCAACAUGCGACCGCAGGAGACAGAGUUCCGCCUCAUGGAGUGACGGCAGGCCUGGGCCAGCCGAGGGGGCAGAUCCACAGUGGCCACUACCCUCAGCUUUGGGCAGGACACACUGUGCCAGAGCCCCCGCCCCACCUAUGUGUUCCACGUGUCCCCAUCUGCUUAGCCUCAGCCACUCAGGCCGGAAUGGCUUGUUGUGGGGAACUGCUGGCUCCCAUCUCCUGCCUCGUGUAAGAACCUGGGUUCCUUGUAAUUAAAUAUCAGCUGAAUCACAUGAGACUU